This is a messenger RNA of Caenorhabditis briggsae, 720 nucleotides long. The record is from RefSeq and is a predicted model, not a curated record. Lineage: Eukaryota; Metazoa; Nematoda; Chromadorea; Rhabditida; Rhabditidae. The transcript is spliced from 3 exons. The coding region runs from base 1 to 720 and encodes 239 amino acids.
AUGUAUUUUUCCAGCAAAAUCAUGGAAAAUCUUCCAAACCCACAAGUAACCUGGCGCUCUUCCGAAGUCUUACAAAGCAAACCACGACGCAAAUCCUCAAAAAAAGUGAACACCGUCUCCAAAAAGCCAGCUGCAUACUAUAAUUUUUGGUUUGAAGGGCCACCGAAAAAUAAGCAUUCAGAAGAAGAUCAGAAUAAGACAGUGAUUAGAACUCAGAAAGUGCCAAAAGUAAAAAGAACGAAUCACAAGUUUCUUAAUUAUCGAGUGCCAUCUGUACAAGCCCUCUUCGAUCCUAAUUAUCUAAAUUAUCUGGAUCAUUAUGCAUUCAAAUAUAAGUCGGGAUUCAAAAAACCACGUGAUAUGCAGAAGAAAUUGACAAUGGAAGAAGCCACGGACCGACUAGACCAGGAAAUUCUUUUCCCAUUUGAUCAAUACCAAUUGGAAUGGAACUUUGAUUAUUAUCUGAGAUGUCACAAUCCAAAUGAUGAAAAUGAUCAAUUGAAAUUGGAAUGGAUCGCAGUCAAUAUUUUGAAUAUCACGAAAAAUCUAUUCUGGAUGCUUUAUAACAAUGAGCAAUCGGUUUGGGGAUAUGAGAAGAAUGUAAUAAGGAGAAUGCAAAACUGGUUGGAUAUUCCUGAGAAGCGACAAAGGGAGUUUCUGAAAAUUCCAAUUAUCAAGUUUGAAGAGAGGAUUCAAAAUCCAAAUAAUUUCCAAUUAUGA